This is a messenger RNA of Cucurbitaria berberidis CBS 394.84, 2182 nucleotides long. RefSeq names its product RCC1/BLIP-II. NCBI's taxonomy places the organism in Eukaryota, Fungi, Ascomycota, Dothideomycetes, Pleosporales, Cucurbitariaceae. The transcript has 2 exons. Gene Ontology annotation, molecular function: guanyl-nucleotide exchange factor activity. Gene Ontology annotation, cellular component: cytoplasm. The record is from RefSeq and is a predicted model, not a curated record. Bases 25 to 1791 code for a protein of 588 amino acids.
CUCAUCCAAUUUGCAUCGACAACAAUGGCUCGAGCUGCAAGUUCCCGCGCUGCGAGCGCUAAGCCUGUCGAGACGAAAGAAGUCAAAGUGAACGGCACCGGUACGUCACAGCCAUCGACAGCUUCGAAGCCAUCGCUAAAGAAACCAGGCCUUGCACGAAGAGGCGCGAAGAAGACAGACGACACGCACAUUACCAACGGUAUAACUGAAGAGCCCACACAAAAACCUGCUGGACGAAGCCGCGCAAAGAAGGCCGAAACACCCGCUCCUGCGCCUGAACCUGCGCCAAAGAAGACGACGAAGCGCAAAAAGGAUGACGAGAGCGAACCUGAAGCUGAACCUGAGCAGGCAGUCAAGAAGGCGAAGGUUGAGCGGCCAAAGGCUGCACCAAAGGCCGCCAAGUCUGUAAAGGAUCCCUCAAAACCACAGCCCAAGGGACCUCGACGAGUGCGCGGAAAGAAGACUGAGAUCAACGCGAUCCGAUACACGGAGCCGCUGAAAGUCUUUGUUUUCGGCGAAGGUAGCUCCGGUGAGCUUGGCUUCGGCGCGACGAAGAAGGCCAUCGACGUGAAGCGACCGCGCUACAACGAGGCCCUGACAAACCAGAACGUCGUUAGGGUCGCUACGGGUGGUAUGCACGUCGUCGCGUUGACGAAGGAUAAUAGGAUCCUGACAUGGGGCGUCAAUGACAAUGGCGCACUUGGACGCGACACAUCGAACGCCGACGUCAAGAUGCGGGAUUUAGACGCAGAUGAUUCUGAUUCUGACUCAGAGGACGAGACUGGCGGCCUGAACGACCUCGAAUCGACACCGACAGCUGUCCCCUCCGAAUACUUUCCCGAAGACACAAUUUUUGUUGACAUUGCGGCGGGUGAUAGUUGCUCUUUCGCGCUGACUACCGAAGGUGCUAUCUACGGUUGGGGAACUUUCCGCAAGAACGAAGGCAUUCUCGGCUUUGAGCGUGGCAGUCAUACUGCCAAAUUUCCAGUCUACAUUGAUGGUGUGACCAAGGUCACCCAAAUUGUAUGUGGCACAAACCAUAUCUUCGCGCUGGACAAGGACCGACACGUUUUUGCUUGGGGCAAUGGCCAGCAGAACCAACUUGGUCGCCGUGUCACCGAGCGAACUCUUACCGAAUCUCUACAACCGAAUCGCGUUGGCUUCCACGACUCCACCUUCAAGCGCCCGAGCCAGCGCAUAGUCUCGAUCGCUUCCGGUGACUACCAUGGCCUAGCAAUCGCAGAGGACGGGCAUAUCUGGGCUUGGGGCGUGAACAACUACUGUGAGACGGGUUAUACCGAUAACGCUGGCGCAGAUGAUGCCAGCGUCCUGACGCCCCGAAUCAUCCAAAGUUUAGAGGGUAAGAAUGUCGAGUCGCUUGCUGGUGGUUCGCAUCACAACAUCGCCAUCACCAAGGACGGACAAGUCCUCGUAUGGGGUCGAUGCGAUGGCUCGCAAACCGGUCUUCCCGCGGACCAGCUCAACGCUGAGACCGACGAGGACAAGGUCUUGAAAAACAACGGCAAGCCGAAGAUUCUGGUUCAGCCCACUCCUAUUCCAAACCUGAAGAAUAUCGUUGCUGGCGCAUGUGGUCCCGAUCAUACCAUCGUCAUCGACAAGAAUGGUAAAGCCUACUCUUGGGGUUUCUCAGCGAAUUACCAGACUGGCCAGGGUACUGACGACGACAUCGACGUUCCAACGAUGAUCGACAACACCGCUGUACGGGAGACGAAGCUCACCUGGGCUGGCUGUGGUGGCCAGUACAGUGUCCUAGCAUCGAAGAAGGAAUAAGGCAAGCGGGAUCCCUGGAUAGAGCGGGCUUCGAGCCAUAGUUCCACCCCGGAAGAUUGUCUCCAAUGCAACUUCCGGCACUAGAUUGCACAUUUCUACAUUUUGGACAUCUAAUCUACGCGUUUUCAUUCCCCCGAAGGUUUCCGAGAGCAUACAUGAGCAUGGCGUUGAUGGCUUUUAAAGGUGGUUUUGUAUAGCGGACAUUCCUUUCGGCACUGAUGGAUAUGAGAUCCAUCAAUCAUCACGAUACGGCUGGGCACAUGCAUAGAUAGGCAUAGGCAUGAGGCGCUGGUUGGCUGCCACAAGCAGCCUAGGAUGGUUCGGAGGAUGGCUCAGCCGUGAUUUCAUGGAUUACUUGUAAUAGUAGAAUGCUAUGCUUUUCCAUCUCCCU